Medioppia subpectinata is the source of this 3540-nucleotide messenger RNA. Lineage: Eukaryota; Metazoa; Arthropoda; Arachnida; Sarcoptiformes; Oppiidae. The record is from the annotation of a GenBank genome assembly.
AUGAGACUUUGGAUCGUUCGGCGCAAACACUGGAUCUCCGGCCUGUUUGAGCUGUUACUGCCUAUAAUACUGGGCGCCGCACUCGCGGGCGUAUACGUCAACGACUACUCACUGGACGACAAGCACUCGGACGUCGGCGGCGAUGGCAGUGGCGGCAGUGGCAGCACCGGGUGGCAGAAGCCCACGUACUACGAGCCCUCCGAGGCGUACAACAUGAGCAAUUUGCUGGAACACAUGCACGGCUACGACAUAUACUACUCGCCCAACACCAGCGAAGUGGCCAAUAAAAUAAUGAGCAAGUUCGUUAAGCGAUAUAACAUCACGGGUGAGGACAGGUGGGACUCCGGGUACUCGAUUAAAAGCUUUGGCAGUUACGCUACGGAGGCCGAGCUCGAGCACGGCCUGUACGUGAUGGACAGUUACCGGCUGUUUGGUCUGGUGUUUUUGGACCAAGGUGGCGACCCCUAUGCGUUAAAACUCAAGAUCCGAAGUAGGGGCUACUCUUGGAAUGAUCUAGUCAAUAUGAAACACCCCGAUAGAAACAACAGACCCGGUCCCUCGUUUUAUGAUAAUAGUGAGGAAUAUGAGAGCGAAUUUGCACGUGUUCAGUUGGCUGUGUACGAACUGUUUGCCGACCAUUUGGCCAAUCGGGCCGAUAGUCAGCCCUCGGCUACCGGUGUGUCCCUUGUUGUGAAUCAUAGGCUUCCUUAUCCACGUUGUAUGCUAUUAACCACCGUGUUUAAUCGCCCGGUGAUCGGUGUAGUGGUCAGUGUUGUGUUGUUUGAGAUCUCGCAUACGUUGCCAAUGGGUUUACUCAGCCCUAUGUUUAACACAACAAUUGACGUUGGUUCAAACAAAGGGUGGCUAAUACUUACCUGCUUUUUACCCAACUCAGCCAUGCAAUGGUUUUUCUCAGUUAUGAGCGAAUGGGAGGCAAAAGGUCAGGGAUUGUCCUGGGGCAAUUUAUGGUCAGAUGCGCCAAAAUAUGGUGAUUUUACCGGUGGUUUAGUCCUAUUAAUGCAAUUAGUUUCUGUGCUAUUUUACGUCUUGCUAAUAUGGUACGUGGACAAUGUAUGGCCAUGGCAGUUUGGUAUACCCAAGCCUGUGUACUAUCCCUUUUUACCCUCGUAUUGGUUUCCAAAACGGGGUAAAACUAGCGAAAGUUACGAUUCAAAAGACAAUAUGGAUAAAAAUUUGAAGCACUUUGAAAGAGAGCCGUUGAACACAAGGGUUGGCAUAAAGUGUGAGAAAUUGCAUAAAAUGUUUGGCAAUAAGACGGCUGUCGGCGAUAUGUCUCUCAACAUAUAUGGCGGACAAAUAACUGUACUGUUGGGCCAUAACGGCGCCGGAAAGACCACUACUAUGAAUAUGAUUACCGGUAUAUUCCCUCCCACUUCGGGCACAGCAUAUAUUGAUGGAUACGAUAUCAGACAACAGACUAGAAAGGCCCGGAGGAGUCUGGGUCUGUGUCCGCAGGAAAACAUUUUGUACAGUGAGUUGGAUGUGAGUCAACACUUGAAACUGUACGCUGUGUUGAAGGGCUAUCCCUGGGCUCAAGUCAACAGUGAAGUGCAAAAAAUCACAGCUUUGGUUGAUUUGACAGAUAAGGCAAACACUAUGUCUAACGAUUUAUCGGGAGGUAUGAAACGUAAGCUAUCGCUCGGUAUAGCAAUGAUAGGCAAUACAGAGAUCCUAAUACUGGAUGAGCCGACCUCUGGUAUGGAUCCGGAGGCGCGAAGACAUAUGUGGGAUGUCUUACAGAAUAUCAGAUCCGAAAGAACUAUAUUAUUGACCACUCAUUACAUGGAAGAGGCGGAUGCAUUGGCCGAUCGGAUCGCUAUUAUGAGUGAAGGAGAAGUGAAAUGUUAUGGAAGUCCUAUGUUUUUGAAAAAGGCUUUCGGCGCCGGAUAUCACCUCCGGAUCGCAAAGAACCGGCACUUCGAUAGCCAAUUGGUGCUCAAUAUUAUACGCAAAAUAAUGCCAAACGCAGACAUUAAGAGUGAAAUCAAUUCAGAGAUCAUAUACUCGUUGGAAGACAGCGACGAACGCGAGAGGAUUGACACACAAAGCCAAACCAAUGGUCAACUGAUCCAACUCUUCACGCAUUUAGAGGCCAGAAAAUACGAGUUAAACAUUGAAACCUAUGGCUUGACUGUCACCACAAUGGAGGACGUCUUCCUCCGAGUCGGUAAUGAAUACGGCGACACGUCUUCUGUCGAAGACAUGAGCAAAGGAUCCACUAAUUCACUGCAAGACGCGGACUUAUUGUCGCAUAAUAUCCGUCGAAAUACUGGUAAUAAACUAAAGGCACAACAGUUUUGGGCACUUUUGCUGAAGCGUUUCCACUACGCGAAGAGGUAUUGGCCAAUGAUUGUCCUCCAGACAGUACUUCCGGCCAUACUAUUCAUGUGUAUCUUAUUGUUGGAUCAGUCGCUGAAGAAGACAACUAUUCAGUCGUCCACCAAAAACCUUGCGUUGAAUUUGAAAAUGUAUGGCUCGACUGAGGGUUUCAUUGUGUCUGCGAAUAAACCGUUUAACAAUAAAUACAUUGAAGUUUCAAAAACUCAAGACAUGACCACAAAAGAAAUCACAGGAGAUCCCAACGAUUGGGCUCUAUCUGACAAUAGAGGGGCCGAUAUAAACAAAUAUAUCAACACGUAUUUAGUCGGCGCUCAGAUCAACACAACCACUGAUACAGAGACCGGCGAACAAUCGCUAACACUCAACCCCUGGUAUAAUCAAGAGGCCACUCAUUCACUCCCGGUGUCCAUCAAUUUCAUAUACGAAACACUAUUGAAACAGAAAUUCAAUGACAAACCAUCGAUCACACUAUACAACCAUCCGAUAUUACUGGAUCAAAGUUCAGAUACCAUGUUUAUGGUUCAAAUGACCAUGCUGGUCACGUGUCUACUGUUAGUGCCCCUAACGGUGCCAUUUAUCGGCGCCUCGUAUGCGUUGUUCCCAAUCCAUGAGCGCAUCACUCAAUCAAAACUAUUACAGUUAAUGAAUGGCAUAUCUGUUCACACGUUUUGGGCGGCGAGUUAUCUCUUUGAUAUCAUUAACCAUUUGUUGGCCAGUAUUAUACUCUUCAUUGUAUUCGCCAUUUUUGAUUUCGAUAAAAUCUUCAUGGGCAAUGCGAGCAAUGCGGGCGGACUAUUCAUACUGUUCCUUGCGUUUGGUCUGUCGGCCAUACCGUUAGCCUAUCUGUUCUCACUUCGACUCAAACAGCCCUCAACUGGUUAUGCAGUUCUGGUCGUCGUAUACCUGCUCUCAGGUAUCGCUCUCUCAAUGAUUGUGUUCUUCGUCUCAAUGCAAGCGCCGAAAGCGGCCGACGCUUUGGAAGGUGUGGCCAAUAUUAUGCCCGUCUAUGCCAUGAGUCACGGCAUACAGAAGCUGUACAAACUGGGCUCAUACGGGGCCGCGUGUGCCAAAAUCACCCCGGAGUAUUUAACACGAGUUUGUGAUCCUAAGAGUGGAAAGAUUGGCGAUGAAAAUGACGAGUAUUGGGGCUGUUGUAGGAAUCUGUGCGGACCCACACAU